Messenger RNA from Brassica napus (rape), 922 nucleotides. RefSeq lists its product as uncharacterized. Bases 178 to 492 code for a protein of 104 amino acids. NCBI's taxonomy places the organism in Eukaryota, Viridiplantae, Streptophyta, Magnoliopsida, Brassicales, Brassicaceae. The record is from RefSeq and is a predicted model, not a curated record. The transcript is spliced from 3 exons.
UUCUGGAUAUCUUACAGGGAAAAAUCGCUGCUUUUUUUUUCUGGUGAUCAGACUGAAGCAUUACAUCUCUGUGAUCUUCUGGAGAAGGCUUCUGUUGCGGAUUUGGAGAAGGUGCACACGGAGUACCGCGAGCGACUCUUCUUCCUUAGCGAACACGAAGUCGGAUCUCUCCUUCUGAUGAAGUUCUGUGCAAGGAUCAGUGAUCUCAAUCUCGAGGAACCUAAUAUUCUACUCUUUGAUGAUCAUAUCGCCGACUUAGAGAGGAUGAAGAUGACUUUGCUCAAUGGCAUUGGAUCCAAGGCGCUGAUGAACAUUGUUCAUGUAUGUAACAAAGAUGAAGUUUUCGCCAUGCUCCUCAAACGAACAGUCCAUAUAGACAUCAUGAAAGAAUCUAUGGAUGUUAGACCUCUCUUCAGUUCUCUAUUUCGGACUCUUAACGUUCGUCAGCUUGAGGACUGUUCUUUGGGAAUUAUGUCUUACAAUCAGCUGUGAGAAGACGCUCUGUUUUGAAUGCUGUGCAGUGCAGAGAACUCAUUUCUGAGAUAUUGAGCAGGAGAAACGAGUUAGAGACUCAUCACUCUGCCAGAUAGGUUGUGAAGACAUGCGAUUAUGUUCUAAUGAAGAUGCGAGUCUAGAAGAAUCCACCAAUAUGUACAAAGACUUAUACAUAUUCUUGCUUUGUUGUUACCUAACCUCUUUGCCAAAGAGUUGUUUGUCUAGAUGCCUUUAUCUUCUAUUGAGGAUGAGAGGAUUGAUAGUAGAAUUUGAUUCUGGAGGCUCUCUUUGAAGUUUAUCCGAACAAAUGUACAAAGAGAUACAUAUUGUUUCUUAUAAUUGCCUUUUGUACACUCCAUUGAUAUCUCGGUACAUUCCUUUGUUGACUUGUCUUUUGUAAAUUCCAUUGGUUCAUUCAUUCUUUGGU